This is a messenger RNA of Microtus oregoni (creeping vole), 4411 nucleotides long. It is a transcript of the gene Padi2, whose product is annotated as peptidyl arginine deiminase 2. Gene Ontology annotation, molecular function: calcium ion binding; protein-arginine deiminase activity. The transcript has 16 exons. Gene Ontology annotation, cellular component: cytoplasm. The record is from RefSeq and is a predicted model, not a curated record. NCBI's taxonomy places the organism in Eukaryota, Metazoa, Chordata, Mammalia, Rodentia, Cricetidae. Bases 70 to 2067 code for a protein of 665 amino acids.
GCUCACCUGUAGCAGGUGCACAGUCUCGGGAGCUGCGGGGACAGCAGCCGGCUCUGCAGGGGUGAUAAGAUGGUGCGGGAGCGGACGGUGCGGCUGCUGUACGGUAGCCGCGUGGAGGCGGUGUACGUGCUGGGCACGCAGCUCUGGACCGAUGUCUACAGUGCAGCCCCCGCAGGGGCCAAAACCUUCAGCCUGAAGCACUCAGAAGGUGUGAAGGUAGAGGUGGUGCGUGAUGGGGAGGCCGAGGAGGUGGUCACCAACGGCAAGCAGCGCUGGGCCCUCUCUCCCACCACCACAUUGCGGCUCAGCAUGGCCCAGGCCAGCACAGAGGCCAGCAGCGACAAGGUCACAGUCAGCUACUAUGAGGAGGAGGGCAGCGCCCCCAUUGACCAAGCUGGGCUCUUCCUCACAGCCAUUGAGAUCUCGCUGGACGUGGAUGCAGACCGGGAUGGCGAGGUGGAGAAGAACAACCCUAAGAAGGCGUCCUGGACCUGGGGUCCCGAAGGCCAGGGGGCCAUCCUGCUGGUGAACUGUGACCGAGACACACCCUGGCUGCCCAUGGAGGACUGUAGUGAUGAAAAGGUCUACAGCAAGGAAGACCUCAAGGACAUGUCUCAGAUGAUCCUGCGGACCAAAGGUCCUGACCGCCUGCCCGCUGGGUACGAGAUAGUCCUGUAUAUUUCCAUGUCGGACUCGGACAAAGUGGGCGUGUUCUACGUGGAGAACCCCUUCUUCGGCCAACGCUACAUUCACAUCCUGGGCCGGCAGAAGCUCUUCCACGUGGUGAAGUACACGGGUGGUUCUGCGGAGCUGCUGUUCUUCGUGGAAGGCCUCCGCUUCCCCGACGAGAGCUUCUCGGGCCUGGUUUCCAUCCACGUCAGUCUGCUGGAGUAUAUGGCCGAGGGCAUCCCACUGACACCCAUCUUCACAGACACUGUGACGUUCCGGAUUGCACCGUGGAUUAUGACCCCCAACAUCCUGCCUCCCGUCACAGUGUUUGUGUGCUGCAUGAAGGACAAUUACCUGUUCCUGAAAGAGGUGAAGAACCUGGUGGAGAAAACCAGCUGCGAACUGAAAGUUUGUUUCCAGUAUAUGAACCGCGGAGACCGCUGGAUCCAGGAUGAAAUUGAGUUUGGCUACAUUGAGGCACCCCACAAAGGCUUCCCGGUGGUGCUAGACUCCCCUCGAGAUGGAAACCUGAAGGACUUCCCAAUUAAACAGCUCCUGGGCCCGGAUUUUGGCUAUGUGACCCGGGAGCCUCUCUUUGAGAAAGUCACCAGCCUCGACUCCUUUGGGAAUCUGGAGGUCAGUCCCCCAGUGACGGUGAACGGCAAGGCGUACCCUCUUGGCCGGAUCCUCAUCGGGAGCAGUUUCCCUCUGUCUGGAGGCCGGAGGAUGACCAAGGUAGUGCGUGACUUUCUACAGGCCCAGCAGGUGCAGGCGCCCGUGGAACUCUACUCUGAUUGGCUGACUGUAGGCCACGUAGACGAGUUUAUGACCUUCGUCCCCAUCCCAGGCACGAAGGGGUUUCGGCUGCUCAUGGCCAGCACCUCAGCCUGCUACCAACUCUUCCGAGAGAAGCAGAAGGAAGGCCACGGGGAGGCCGUUAUGUUCAAGGGUCUGGGGGGCAUGAGCGGCAAACGCAUCACCAUCAACAAGAUCCUGUCCAACGAGAGCCUCUCGCAGGAAAACCAGUACUUCCAGCGCUGCCUGGAUUGGAACCGUGACAUCCUCAAGAAGGAGCUGGCACUGACUGAGAGGGACAUCAUUGACCUGCCUGCUCUGUUCAAGAUGGAUGAAGACCGCCAGGCCAGAGCUUUCUUCCCUAACAUGGUAAACAUGAUCGUGCUGGACAAGGAACUGGGCAUCCCCAAACCUUUCGGGCCCCAGGUGGAGGAGGAGUGCUGCUUGGAGACACAUGUUCGAAGUUUGCUGGAGCCCCUGGGCCUUGCCUGCACUUUCAUUGAUGACAUCUCUGCCUACCACAAGUUCCUGGGGGAGGUGCACUGUGGCACCAACGUCCGCAGGAAGCCCUUCACCUUUAAGUGGUGGCACAUGGUGCCCUGACUGGCAGGGGCCCUGGCCUACCCUCCUCCCCUGUAAUCACCAGGUCCUUCCUGUGCCCCCAAGUCCUUCCCUUUCAAGAAGUGGGUGGGAUUGGGGGUACUUGUGCCUUGCUGUCCCUGGAAAGGGCCUCGGUGUCCACUGGAGUUUCCCCCCAGUAAGCCCAACCAUCCCCCCUGAAAAUUGCUGGACACAUGGCUGGUGUGCAGAGCUCUGGCAGGGAAAACCAGAUUUCAGCAAAUCGUGUAGCCAGACCGUUCCUCAAGAAUCCUCAGCCUCUACUCUAGAUGAGAAUGAAGGGAGAGAGAAAGGAGACCCUGGGGUGAUUGGCUUUCCCAGCACCUGCUCUUCUGUUCAAGGUAGACCCCAAGGACGGGACCAGGGUCCUGGUAUACCUUGAAUGGCACCCUCACUUCACGUUCGCCUCCCUCGGGGCUUCGUGGUGGCUCCCUCCAACCACUCAUUCCUCACCAUCUUCCUGCACACGCAGAGUCCCCCGCCGCCUGAGGGUCCAACCAUUCUGCUUAGAAUCUUCUGGAAAUAAGUCUUAGCCGAAGAGAGUUCUUCACUCACUGUGGAUGCAGGCUGCCCUCCCCAGACUAGCAUCCGUGGUCCAAAGUUCAGUAUGUAAAGAUGCUCUCCCCUGUUUCUCUUGCCUGGUCCUCAAUUCUCUGACCAGUCCAUGGGCCCCUCUUCCCACCAUUCUGCCUAUUCUGGACCCUGUCCCCUCCAGACAGCUACAUAGUUUCUUCACCACCAGCCAGAUGUAGGCCUCCCUGGAGCUUAAGAAAUGACCUAUCCCUCCUCUCGAAGGUUGGCCUCAAUGUCUAAGGAUGCUGGUCAGGCUCCAGCCUCAGCCAUGGGUUCUCGGCCAGCUACUGCUCUGGAGGUAGAAUUCUCCAGCACACUUUCCAAAGUCCUUCCAUCCAGACACAGGCAAAUGUAUCCCCUCUGCUUCAGUUAGAAAAGCCCCAGGAGCUGGAGAGGCCCACAAUCAAGAGUGCUUGCUGCUCUUGGAAAGGACCCAAGUUCGGUUCCCAGAACACAUAACUGUCUGUAACUCCAGAUCCAAUGGACACAGUAGCCUUUCUGGCCCCUGAGGGGCACUGCACACCUGUGCACAAACUCAUAUACAUACAUAAAAAUAAGAUUUGUAGGGUCUGGAGAGAGGGCCCAGUGGUUAAGAGCACUGGCUGCUCUUGCAGAGGACCUGGGUUCAGUUCUCAGCACCCACAAUGGUGCCUCUCAACCACCUCUUAACUCUGGUUCCAGGGGAUCUAAUGCUCUCUUCUGACCUCCAUGUACUUCUGCACACUCAGGCACACACACAUAUGAGUAAAAUAAAUAAUAUUUAAAAAUGAAAAAUAAAUUAUUUAAAUAAAGAAGGUCCUUUAGGGCCAGGAAUAUAAGAAAUAUUAGUUCUACUUUGAAGGGUUAAACAGCCCCAUGUUAUAACCGAAGAAAGGGUUACCGUCUUGCAUUUUUAGGGGAACAGGAUUUUUACCUUGGAUUACUUCCUCAGCUAUGCAACCAACAUGGGUUGCAUGCUACUGAGCAACAGGCACAGACUUGGGCUCCGACAGCACAAACUAGCUAUAGACUUGGUGUGUCCCCUUCAAACAAAAUACACCUUUGCUGUGGUGUGCUCUUUAGAAACACUUCCCCAUGUACUGAAGAAGCACCCAGGACACCAGUCACUGCCUUGAAGAAAUAAGGGUGUCUUCUGUAAACAGAGCCCCCUUUCCGUCCAGCUGGGCCUACAGCACCAUGUCAGGUCAGGCCCCACAGCCGCCAAAGCUGGGGUCAGUGGUCCCUGCCUUUGAAACACAUGCCCUUCUGAGGGAGCUGAUCUGGGCAAGUGGAGUUUGUCAUGUGUGGUGUUCAGUUAGAGGGCUUUGUGGCUUUUAUUUUUAUCUAUGGUAAGGGGAAGUGAGUGCCUCCCUCGUGGAGGCCGCUUGUCUUUGUAGAUUGUGCUAUGAUUCUCCCUGGCAGCCAUGGCUGUUUCAGAACUUUCUGGAACUCCUGGACUGAGACACUGCCUGUCCUAUGACACUUACCCACCCAGUGUGACUCCCCCCUCAGUGUGACUCCCCCCAGUGUGACCCCCCCAGUGUGAUGCUCCCCUGUGGACCCCUUGCUCUUCCCCACCCCCACUUUAACAUAGGCCUAGAUGCCUCUGGGCUGUACCAGUUCCUGUUUCAGGGUUGAUUUUGAAAUAUUCUGUGGGGGGCAGAGGGAUGGCAUGAAGAUGGCAAGAACUAGGCAGUUUCAACUUCUUGGAAAAGAAGCCAAGAUGGAGGCUGCAAAGUAUUUGGGAAGGAGCCAAAAUAAAGAGCAACAAAAUGAU